This is a messenger RNA of Meloidogyne enterolobii, 1414 nucleotides long. The record is from the annotation of a GenBank genome assembly. NCBI's taxonomy places the organism in Eukaryota, Metazoa, Nematoda, Chromadorea, Rhabditida, Meloidogynidae.
AAUGGAUUCUGUUGCUGAAAGUCCUAUUAGUACCAGAAGGAGUGCGACAGACAAUGCCUUUAUUGUUCCAGUUGACGAUGGAGAACAUGUUACUGAAUCAUGGGUGAGCACGUUGUGGCGUUGGUGGAAUGAACGUGUAAUAAAUGCACGAUUGACACAUUACGACAAGGAGGAGCGUCUCACUUUCAUUGCUCAGCGGUUUGCACGAGUCUUAACCGCUUUUUUUGAUGAACGUACAAAAGUGGAAUUAAGUGGACAUUUGCUUUGUGAACAAACAAAACUGCUUCUUGGAACUGAUCCUUUGGCUAUAGCGAUUCGUCGAAAAUAUGGACAAAGAAUGGCUGAAUGGAUUUCAAUUUAUACAGGAUACAUGGAGCAGCAUGAGAAAACCAACAAACAGAAAAAAUUGCCAACACAGCCCUUAGUGCCUAUGAAGCUUACUGUUUCGAGAUCCUUGGAGUUUUUGAGGAAAAUACCACAGCUGCACAUUGCUCUUCAAGAUGGUGUUGACGACCUACUUGUAACUAACGUGCUUGGUGAUCAACUGAUGGGUUGUUUCCGUGGACGGCGUGACAUUUCGGGUGCUAUAUUAGCGCGCAUUCAGAAUUUGGCAGCAACAAUAACACAACAAAUCACAUGGUCCAUGCUUAUUGAACCAGGACGUCCGAGAACAGAUUUAUCGGUUGGGUUAACUACUGAGGAAUUAUCUACAGGGCAAACUUAUUCAUCGACUUCUUUUCAAAAUGAUAUUAAUGCAAGUUGUGUGUUGGGCGGUCCUCUUUUAAAUACUUUUAUUCUCGCACAAUCUCCUCGAAAUCACACCAUUUUUGACUUUUGGAAGAUGGUUUGGCAUGAGCGAAGUGAAUAUAUUUUUAUGUUAUCAGAAGCAAGUGUUGUUCCGUUAGUUGAAUGUAACACUCAUUGCCCAUUCUUUUGGCCAAGACUUGAGGACGAUGAGUUAAACUUCGGGUGUUUACACGUACGAAAUGUUGGUAUUGACAUGGCUACAGACCCUCUUUUUACUAUUUUCAAUUUGGAUAUUUGGAUGACAACGAUGGAAGAAAAUUUUCAACAGGGUGUAACGGCAAAAUUACGUCUACAACUUUGGCAAUGGAAUUGGCGAAACUACACAGAUUUUUACUGGCCUUUCCGAUUACUUUUUCGAUCACGUAACUCUAAAAAACCGACAGUUUUGGUGUGUAAUGAUGGGUGUGGUAAAUCUGGAACUUUAGCUUUAAUUGAGAUCUUUCUAAUGCAACUUAUUCGUGGUUCUGUUUCUGUUGAACAUCCUAUGCUGACGGCAGGCGUGUUCCUUCGCCUUCAGCGACGUCAUGCUGUUGCUAACUCGAUGCAGUGGUUGUUUGCUUAUCGUACAGUUUUACAUUGGCUCCAACCUUUUGUUAUCUCAUGGUAA